AAUUCAGGGUUUAAUAUUACACAUCUGAAAAUGGAAGUAACGAAACAAACUACCAACUCUGAUUAAUCAAAACUAGCUGAUUUAGCCAACGAGGUGAAUUGAAGUUGUAAAUGAGUGAAAUUCUCGCUGAAAUGAACCACAAGGGUCUGGAUCCCAUCUUGCUGCUAGACCAUUUCUUUGAGCUAUGGAACGAGAAGAAUCUUCAGGUGCUGCGUUCAGCAACCCAGCAGGGGUUUUCCAAACUGUCUGAGCCUCUCGAGGCCUUACUAACAAUCCUGGAGCGUUGUCCGGGCAAACAGAAAGGUCGGAGCCACACUCUGGGUUAUCAUAUCCUCAUGGAUUUUCAGGCAUGGAUGAAGGACCACCCUCAGGUGAACUUGAGCUCAGUCCCUGAACAAAAAGCUCUUGCACUCCAGCAUCGAGCCCUCGACUUACUAACAGACACACAGCCCGCCUUCGUAGAUGCUCUCAUCAGCAUCUACCAGCUCAAGUCCUUAGACCCAUCGAUUCUACGACUCCAUAUUAUGAAUUUGCAGGACGUCAAGAAUUACAAAGAAGCUGCAAUCCUCAGCAUGAAGCUGGAAGUACAGGAAGAACUAAAUAUGGAAAAGAUGUGUGUGCCUCUCAUUGUGCUGGAUAAGCUGUCGUUGGCAGAGGCGUUCGUCAGCGGCCGCAGACAGCUUGAACAACAACUUGUCUCACUGCUUGACUCUUGGUGUCACCCCAACUUCAGUGCUGAGAGGAUUAACAAGCUGUUUCCAGGCCUGACUCGGUCCAAACAGAACCUAGCACAAAUCCAUCCAAAGAUCCUUACCAAGCAUGUCUUAAGACUCAUGGAGAAAUUCAAAGUGGAUCCAGCACUGUGUCCAAAUGCGUUGCACAAGAGGAGAUUAGACACUCUGCGUUACCUAAUGUAUAAAACCUUUGUGGAGCAAGGUAUGACUGAAGAAAGCUGGGCUGACCAUGUGCAGAAUGUGGUGGCAGAUGAUGCAGAGCUGCACAUCCAUUUGGUAGAGUUGUUGGCAAAGUACUGUGGUCUUCAGAAAGCCUCCCAAUGGUCCCUGAGAUACAACAUACCAAGGAAUCGACUUCCCUUUGGGGUGUGGGAAACCCAGAGAAGUCUGCCACCUGAUCUGCAACAGAUUUUUCCAAACGAUUCCACCAAAUCAGAGGAAUGGCUGCCCUGUAAUGCUGAUAAGUUCUACCGGGUUCCUCUCACCAAAGACCAGGUUCACUUUGUGAACACGCCAGAAGCUCUUCAGAAAUGUGGAAGCACAUUGUUAAAGAAAGGUGGGGUCGUAGGGGUGGACAUGGAGUGGCAACCAACUUUUGGCUGUACCUCAGCUCAGCAAGUCGCACUGAUACAGCUGGCAGUUCAAGACCAGGUUUUCUUGUUAGACCUCUGUGCCAGAGAAUUCUGUCAACAUCCAGGGACCGUUCGCUUCAUCAGGACUUUCUUCUCUGAUCCAGACAUCCUAAAACUGGGCUAUGGAAUGAGUGGAGACCUCAAGUCUCUUAGAGCCACUUGGCAUCUGUUGUCAGAGACCCUGAAGACAGAGGGGAUGCUUGAUCUUAGUACUGUACACCAAAAGAUUCAAAAGAGUAAUCUGAGUUGGAUUCAGAGUAGCCCCAAAGAGGUACUGGUGGGAGAAAAUGGCGCAGAAAAAGGUCUUAGCCUGCUGGUUCAACAAGUUCUAGGAAGACCUCUGGACAAGAGGGAGCAGAUGUCCAACUGGGAAAGGCGGCCGCUGCGCAUCAGCCAAAUUAGAUAUGCAGUGACAGAUGCGUACUGUUUGCUGGAUGUGUACUCGGUUCUUUCUGGAAACCCAGCACGCUUUGGACUGCCGGCUGACCUGAGAAGCAUCUCUUCAAGCAAGCCAGAGACAAACAAAGACAAGAAGCAGAAAGAAAAGCAGAAGAAGAGAAAAGAGGGCGUUGGCCAAAAGGAAUGUCAGGGGGCUUCAAGGGUCAGUCCCCCCCAUUCUGGCACAGAGAAAGGCCUCCUGUGUGGCGAGAAGCCUUCAGAAGAUUCCCCUCCUCUACCCCCCCAGCAGCUGCGGGUGGUGUGUGACAACAUGCUACAAGGACUCGGGAGGUAUCUGCGCUGUUUGGGAGUGGACGUUGUCAUGCUGGAGAACUCGGAUGACCACAGAGUAGCAGCAAAGCUCGCUCAAGCGGAAGGCCGAGUCAUCCUCACCUGUGGUCAACCUUUUCAAAGUUUGCGCUCUCAGGUUGGUGAAGGUCGCUGUCUGUCCUUAGACUGUUCAGAAAAGGCUAAAGACCAGGCCGUCCGAGUCCUCAGACACUUCAACGUCCAACCCACUCCAAGCGACAUAUUCAGCCGCUGCCAGGCGUGUAACAGUGACCAGUAUGUGGCUGUUCCCCGGGCGGAGAUGGUCAGGAUGCUCGCAGAAAACGGAUAUUUGCAAGAACAUGAGAACUCUUACUGCACGCUAGAGAAAUCCUGUCAACAGGAAGAUGACACGCUAACCCCCGAAGUGACCCCUGAGCCCCCCAGGUAUGCCUCACAGUGUCGCUGGGCCUCCCUUUCAGGACUGGACCGCGACACCCUGACCUUUCCCGGGGGGUCACCCAUCCAGCUCCACACCGUCCCCCCAGCCCUGCUGCCGAGGAUACUGCUGUUCUAUGUCUGCACCAGAUGUGGCAAGGUGUUCUGGGAAGGGUCUCACUUUGACCGUGUCCGCUCCAUGUUCCAGGAAGUCUUACACGUAACAGAUGAGGACAGCGUCUCGACUGAGGCGCCCCUUAAGGCAGCGCUGCAAAACUAACCUAAUAUAGAGCUUCUACUGUUAACCUGGUCCUGAAAGAAACUAGAGAGAGAACAUAGAGAGUGUAUUCCUACUAAGAUUAAAAGUGAAAUUCAUCAAAUCACAAAGUGCGCAGGUGUUUUGGUCCAUUUUGUUUUCUUCCAGCUGUUAUACGUUAUAAACUUGGUCUUCUGCACAAAGACUGUCUGCACACCUCUAUAUGUUCAUAUUUCAAAAUGAGAUUGUUGUGUAACGCAGCUACAUUUGUGCAGUAUGGAUCAACGCUUUGAGGUUAUUCUUCCUGUUUCUUUUUUUUAUCAUGUAAAAAACUAAUUGCUAAGAAACCACAGGUGAUCUUACCUUUUUUGUUGCCACUUUUAAAUUCUUUCAACAAAAACAAGAAUUUGCCCUCUGGCAUGUUUGCACAGAAUUCUUUUUUUUUAUGUCAUGAUCAACAGAUUACUUGUAGGUUGUGCAAGAUCAGCAGUUUCACUUGCUGGAUAGCUCGGUUUUCUUAAUCUCACCUUUUUUUUUCUUAAACCUGAACUCUUAUACAAUUUUGUGCAACUCUGUUAGAGUUUAGUAGCAUUUUAAUUAGAUAUCAAUAUUUUGAUGAUAUUUGUUUAGUGUUUGGUAAUGUUUAACUAAAAUUUUCCCUUUUUUCUAGAAUCAUUGGUCAGAAAUAAAUGUCUUCACUGUUAAACUGUGUUGGUUGAUGAGCUAAUAAACUUCUCCUGGUUUCAUUGUUAUUUUCUGACAAGUAUUAAUCACUUGUGGCAGCCAGCAGAUGUUCUUGAUUUUUGGUGUUUCUAAAUCCACUAAGCAGAUGGUGAAGAGGUGAGGGUGAACAGAUUGAUGAGAUCAUCUGAGCUUCACUGAUGUCUGUCAGGUGUAACACUAGCAUAGGAGGUUUCCUGCUCCCAGGCCGAGCACCAGCAAACCAGCACAUACCACAGAAGCCCUUGAUAUUUGUCCAUCAUUGAACACACGGGAAACCAUAAAAAUGACAUUCAGGUCAACGUGUUUUGGUGUUUCACAAAAAUGUUCUUGGUUUUUGUGGUGAAGAGCGUCCUUGCCAACUAUGUUAAGAAAAGAAUCGGCAAAAGUUCCUGAUGAUCAAGUGUUUACCAGAUGAUCUUCUUCUUUCAUUUUGAUUUAGAGCUGUCUAAACAAUUAUUAAAGUCACUUGAAAGUUA
Messenger RNA from Oryzias latipes (Japanese medaka), 3964 nucleotides. RefSeq names its product exonuclease 3'-5' domain containing 3 (gene exd3). The record is from RefSeq and is a predicted model, not a curated record. Gene Ontology annotation, biological process: nucleobase-containing compound metabolic process. Lineage: Eukaryota; Metazoa; Chordata; Actinopteri; Beloniformes; Adrianichthyidae. Gene Ontology annotation, molecular function: 3'-5' exonuclease activity; nucleic acid binding.